This is a messenger RNA of Brenthis ino (lesser marbled fritillary), 10206 nucleotides long. The record is from the annotation of a GenBank genome assembly. Lineage: Eukaryota; Metazoa; Arthropoda; Insecta; Lepidoptera; Nymphalidae.
AUGACCUCAUCAUACAAUCGAAUAAUAAUGAAAGUUAAAGACAUGUCCGAAGAUGAUCCUUCUAAUGAGGAUAACGUGCCCAUUGCUGUACAAAUAUUUUUAUGGAGGCAAACAACACCAUUUAUGCGACCGAGGUUUGGUAAAGUUCACGAGUCCACAUGUACGUUUUGCCAACGAGCUCCGGGACAUCACGAACUGAAAGAAGCAUGCAAGUCGUUUGAAAAAGUUCUGGUUCAGAAUCUGCGUUUUGGCCUGACAAACAAUCUUACAGAAGCUAUAGAAGCAAUCCCACGAUGGAGACUUAUACAGGCUGCAUUACCUCAUGUGAUGCAUGCACUUGCAGGACUUUUACACAACAGAGUAAAGGACAACAUGCAAACUUUAGGAAAUGUAGAAACAAAACUCCUAUAUACAUUGCAUUGGAUCAUACUUGAUGCAUCAGAUGAGUGUGCUGAUAAUGACUAUGAAAAUGGAAAAUAUUAUUCAAAUCCAUUUCACUACCUUUUCUCUAUACCUGCUAUGACUCUUUUUGUCUUCCUUUUUGCACCAAUUUCGCACCAUCUAAAGGAAUCGGACUUCACAAACAACUAUAGGCUAGAGAAUGGAUUAAAAUUGUGGCAAGCUAUGUGGGAAUUUCGACAUCCUGAUGCAGCUUGUUUUACAACACUCGUUAAACCGAAACCAAAGCCUCUGGGAGGCAAGUAUUCUAAGAGGCACCAACAUGGAGAUGUGUUUAUGGGCCGCAAGUUUUCAAAAGAGGAAAGUGCAGUUAAUGGAAGCCCACCAAGUCAAAAUGUAUCUGUAUCACAAUCUGAGGCUCCCUCCAAACAAGCUAGUACAGAGGAAGAGCCUUGGCUCUCCUCACCUAAAGACACUAUUUUCCCAGAAACAAUUCCAGAAGAAAGCUCUAGUACUGAAGAAGAACAUGUGUUUAUUUACCGUCUACCAUCUGAGCAAAACUUUAGUGGCGGCAAUAAAGGGGCUUAUACAAUAUACGCAGCUGAUCCAAGUAUAUUUCAAGUGCGCAGAACUGACAGUGUGAAGCCUACUUUACCUGGCAUCAAACCUUUACCACAAAUUACAAAAAUGAGUUCAUCAGAUAAAGAGUCUUUAACAGACAGCGGAGGAGCGCCCGGCUUGAAAGGCACUCCCACUUCUACCGAAAAAGGCACUUGCACCAAACAAAUACAACAUGUGUCCGCGGCAACGUUCCUCGACGUGGCAACAAUGCGGUGCUUAUUUGCAUCUCAGUGGCAAGAAGAAGGAGUUUAUUGGGCUUUGCAUUACUUAUACAAUCGAAUACGUGAUAUUUGCGAUGAUAUAUCCAAACAAACUCAGCCGAGAAAAAGGAGCAACUCCUUGCCUAUACCAAAAAUUGAAGUGUCCAUUUACCAAAGUCCCGAAAUAAAAGAGAGAGAUUCCUUAAAGAACUUUAUUGAAGUACCAGAAACAAUAGAUAUAUCGCCUCUAGCUGAAGUGCCUUUCGCCAGCACUCCGAAGUCAGACGAAGACAACAUAAUGUCUAGGAGAGCAAGCGAAAAAGUGAAGCGCAAAAUGAAAAUGGCCGACUUGAAAGCCUUUGUCGAAACCAAAUUACUGUCUAAGUCCGAGAAAGCGUUAGAGAAAAUCGGGCAUGACGACCAUAAAUUCAGUUUUCAUACUGCCGAAUAUCAUAGAAGCUUAGAUAAUAACGAUGAUAGGCCGAAUUCAGCUUUAGCAAGUAAUUUCCCGCCUUUAGCACCGCGCCUUACCGGCGAACUGCUGCCUUGUAAUCUUAUCAAAGGGAAAAGUAUGCCGAGUCUCAGCUGUCUGAUAGACGAGUUAGCAUCUAAUGGGUAUAUCGGCGAAAUUAAAACUGAGAGGGCACAAGGUAUUACUAACGUAAAACCUUCGAAUGCACAAAAGAAGAAAAACCCAAUAAUUACUGUGACGGAGCAUACUCCCACCCCAUCGCCUGAUUAUCUUUCAAAAACAAGACAAGGUUCACUAGAGUCCCAAAUGGAUUCAGUUAGUAUGCAAGGAUCUCAACACAUCCCUUCUCCGGAACGUAAGCCGAGCCUAACGCGUUCUCAAACAGAUUCAAACAUCACGUAUGUGGUGGAAGAAAUACAGGAAGCGCCUGGAUCCAUACACUAUAUCACUAAAGAUGGAGAUAUUGAUUUUCAAGUCGUUCUUAAGGCAGUAUAUUCUGUCUCAACAAUGGAUAGUUUCUACAUAACGAUAAGAGUAAUGGAAGUCAUGUUAAAUUUAGUUGAUACUUUAAUGGAAAUUGGGGUUCACAAAAACUGGCAAUCUGAUGAAAACCAGGACCCUCAACCAGAAACUGUUGAUCCACUGGCAGACUUUCAGAAAGACAAAGAUAGCAAGGAAAGAGAUUCAGGUAUACCGUGUGCGCAAAGUCAAGAUUCAACAAACGUGGAAGGCGGUGAAACAAAAGAAAAUUUAAAAGAUGAAGGGAAUUUCGACUGUCCCUAUUAUAUGCUAAUGUACAUAGUUCUAAGAUUACUCCGUCAAUUAGGCUGUUCUCACGGCUGUACUACGGCUCUGCGAGGGCCUCAAGCCGAAUGCCUUCGAGUGCAAGCGAAAAACUCCCUUAAGUUGUUGCGCUCAGCCUCUGUUACUAAAUUCACUUUACGUCUCAAAGAAAUGACUAAGUUUGCUCCAAUUAGGGAAGUGCUUGAUAAUCUCCAUGCUACGUUGGGCUAUUGUACUGAGCCGGCAUCUAUGGUGUCUCCUAUGAAUCAGCAAAAAAGAAACUUCGCAAAAUCACCAGAUAUAAGUAAUUUGCAAACCGGAUAUGCAACAAACUUCGGGGCGGGACAAGGGUCCAAUGCGAAUAGAGCUCUCGAAAACUUUAUAGUGGAAUCUACAUUCCGAGUUUUGGUUACUAGAUUUGCGCUAAUGCAUAAGGAAUUAAAACUGCUUGAUAACUCGGCUCUGUACGCGGAGAUUCGUCUCCUCUUAUGCUACGUGCGGGAAGCCCACGGCGGAGAGUUCCGGGUGGUCGCGUUCAGCGCACUCAUGGACACCGCGGAGAGACCCGGCUCGCAGCCGAAAGAGUCCAGUAUGCAGACGACGAGGGUUAUACGGCAUAUUCCAAGAGUACAAGAUGAUGAACGUGGCUCCGAUACAGGGGCGGACUCCGGGUGUGCAGCAGAUGACAGGAGCCAUAAAAAGUUCUUUAAAAAACGAAGUACUUCUUCAACUGGAGCUCAUAGCCUGCUAGAAACAGAAGGCGGCGACGAAUCAGCGAGUCAAUCCCCACUAUCAGUGCGCACUAGAAGAUAUCAACUAACGCCGAGACAGUCUGAGCGUACUAUCCCAUCUGCUUCCUCUACCGAUAUCACGCCACACCACAAGAUCGCACAUUCCAAGUCUAUACCUUCCAAGUUUUAUAUAAGCGGUAUAGUGAAUUGGUUCCGACAAAAGCCGCAGUCGCAUUCGCUAAUCCGUAACGGCGGUGGUUCCGGCGAGUCCCUGCCCAUAUCCGGCAGCAUGGCGUCCCUGGCGCGGCCCUUCCACGCGCAGCACGUGCACGUGUCGCGCCCCGUGCACGUUAAACGACGUGUCGGGUACACUUUGAAUAGGGCAAGAAAACGAGUGGAAGAUAGGCUAAAUAGAUUUGGUUUGAGGAAAAUGGGCAAAAAGCGUGAUGGAAGUAUAGAAGAGACAACUGGAGGAUAUAUGUCACGACGAGGGUCAGCAGAAGGUGGUUCUGGCGGAGGGGAAUCAGAAGUAGUAGUACUAAAACGUCGAAGACUAGUAGCUGCCGCGCCGUUAUACGCUGGACUCGCACGGUUUAGCUUUAUACUAGACGCUACGCAACCCGGUGCUACACCUGAUGCUCUGUUCAUGGCUGCUUUGUUAGAUUUACCGCAUACGGUAGUCGUAGCAAGGGCAGCCAUGCUGCUGGAAUGUGCACAUUUAGUACAUAACUGUAACAAAGGACAAUGGCCAUAUUGGCUUAAAUCUAACAUGGCCAAAAACCCUUUGUCUUCAGGUCCCCUACAGUUGAGGAGGCAACGAUUAGCGGGAAAGCUUUUCUAUCAAUGGGCUGAAGCAAUAGGGAAUAGAUUAGAAGAAAUGCUUAACGAAGAUAGAAAGCAUAUAGAUACAGUUGUUAAUUUAGUUAAUGACCCUGAUGGUCAGCGAGAACUUCUGCAGCAAGACGAGGAGGAAGACUUCCUAGACGAAGCGAGCAUCCGGCUGCCGGGCAAGACGCUGGGCGCGGAGUGCCCGCGCGCGCUGCGCAGCGUGGCGUGCGUGCUGCUGUGCGAGAUCACGGCCUUCCUGCGCGAGACCUACCCCGCGCUCCCCAAGUCCUGCCGCUCCUCGCUCAAGGAGCGCGGCCCCUGGGACCGCGUCUACAGGUGGAUGCAAAAGCGGAGACGUUUAUUGUGUAAUAAUAAGGCUCUUAGCAGUCAACACACAUUAAUGCCAGUCGAAGAGGCAAAUAGAAGAUGGAGUAUGGCAUUAUCUAGUAUGGGACACUCUCAGGCGUCGGCACAAAGCUUGCAAUCUAUUGCUGGUGCGGAGACUGAGAGGAAAAUAUCAUUUGUUCUUCACGAACCGGAAAAUGUUUCUGGAGGGAGCAGUGUUACGCUUCCAGAAGCUCUUCCAAGUGGCGACGACAAGAAAUCCCGUCUAGGAUCGCGUGGCAAAGGUAUAGCUCGCAGAAACACACAGCAACAUGCCGCAUAUGGGUCUUUUAAACGACGCUCUAUUAAAUUGCGGCAGAAAGAUGCACGAGAAGUCGAUGAAUUUGUGAAUCGAAGAUCUGAUUCUAUACAAAGUAGAAGAAAGGUUUCAUCUUUAUCGGACAGAAGUGACACAUCAGAAGUUUAUCCAGGAACAGGAGGUACAGUGAUAAUGCCAAAUGAAGUGGAUAGUGGCGGUGAAGAGAGUCCGGGAGUGCUGUCCGACGACCACGACCACCCGCCGGAUAGUCCCGAUAGCAAUUCUACGGAUCUUCCCGAUACUAGCAAGAGCUUUCCUUGGCUUAAGGUGAUUGUAAAAUACCUGAACUCUUUCAACUACGUGUGCUGCCAUCAAAACUUCUGUCAUCCGUACUGCUUCCGGCGCAACAUGCGAGCUACCGUCAGGCUUAUGAAAUCUGUACAGAAGAUCUACGGCGAAAAAUUCGGUCCAGAAAUAAAUACUACAAACAAUGAGGAAGGUGUAGGAGGUGUGAGAAGAGGCAGGCGAGCUCGUAAGCCUUCCGAACAUGCUAGCGAUAGAAUCGACCGAUCAGUAAUAGAGAGCGCGGGGCUCGCGUUCCGCGCGGCGGCCGGCGAGCCCUGCGCGCCGCCGGCGGAGGCGCCGCCGCCCGCGCCCGGCGCCCUGCCCUACCCGCCCACUGAGCCGCCGCCCAUACUCAAAUAUAUUAAGACUCAGGUGCGCGACGCGUACCACGCGCCGGUGGCGGCGCUGGUGAAGGGCGCGACGACGCUGCCGUCGGACACGUUCGCGGAGGCGGCGGGCGCGGCGUGGCAGCUGCUGCUGGAGCCCGAGCGCGAGCUCAGCGCCUGCGCCGCGGCGCUGUUCGCGCUGGCCGCCGUGCGCGCGCCGCCGCAAGCCGCGCACGUCAUGCAGCGCGCAUUGAAGAGCACUGAUCCUGCACAGCGAAUAAACGCUAUACUACGAUUUCAAGUAAUGUGGAAGCUCAGAUACCAAGUUUGGCCGCGGAUGGAGGAAGGCGCAUCUGUCACAUUUAAAGUACCUCCACCUGGAAUCGAAUUCACUCUACCUUCGCCCAAAAUUGGAAUUGAAUCGUUAGCUGUUGUAGACCCGCCAUGGAGCCCACAAGUUAAAGAUAAAGAUAUGGAGAUGACUCUAAAUCAGGAAAGACAUCGGUCACUGGUAACAGCAACAAAGACACGUAAAAAGCAACAAACAGAAGCCAUCAAGAAAGCGCUCCAGCAACGAGACGACAAGAAGAAAGCUGAGCGCGAGAGUUUCCUCAUAACCACAAUACCGAUAACGCGCCAGGCCGCGAGGGAGCCCGCGUUAGAUCACGCGGCAGACGACCAUGUUGAACCACCAGCAGAUGAGGAAAUGGCAGAAGGCGUCCGCGGCUCGCAUCACACACAAGUGGCGUCUGCUCUGUUCCCGUCCGUGCUGUGCUCCGCCGUGGCAGAGAUCAUAUCUAUGUUAGACGACGUGGCCGUCUCAAGGGAGGGAUGCUCCGUGUAUGAAGUUGCUUAUCAGGUAAUAUGGGGGUGCCUGGUAGAAGACUCUGCGCUGUUCCUCCGUCACGUGCUGGAGCGGUUGACGCGCGACCACCAGGACGAGAUGUUCAAGCUGCUGCGCCACCUCAUCCGCUUCAUCCCGCGCCUGCCGCAGCAGGCCGCCUUCGCGCUCUACAACUACAUCAUCGGCUACGUCAUGUUCUACGUGCGCACGCCGCACGAGGACGGACAGCGGCUGAUUGGGGCUGCCCUGUCUAUCUUGUGGAUGGUCGUACACAGCGUUCAUGGAAUUAUGUUCAAAGAUUUGAAGCAAAUACUGCGCAAAGAACAAUGUGACGCGUCCAUUUUGUUGACGGCCAACGUUCCCGCUGCUAAGAAGAUUAUUGUACACGGACCUUCUGAUAACGAAGGCAGCAUACCGUCGCAAUUUCCUGUACAAGAAGAUACUCAGUUUUGUCAAAUUCUAAGAGAGUCAUUAGAUUAUUUUGGAAUUCCAGAACGUUUACAUAACGAAUAUUUUCUAGUUGAUUUCAAAACAAGACAAAUUCACAACCCACAAAGCUACGUACGUGACCACUACUUCUUCAAACGCUCUCAAUACCCGCAACUUGGUCUCGUUCAUAUGGAGCCAGAGGAAGCCUUCGAAAAGUUACAACAACAGGAAUUAUUACAGAAGUUCGUUGAAAUAGGAAAAGUUUUACUUACAUGGGCUAUUCUGAAAAAUGUUGAUAUGGUUGUCCAGCGUGUAGUGUUUCUGCACGACGAGCUGAUGAAACUCCCAUCUUUCCCGCGGAAAGCUUUAGAAGCCGACUUGGCUUUGUACAGCCGGGGACCGCUAGGCUCUACAUUACUUGGAUUGGAUGUUUUGCAUAAGUUUAUGUGGGUGCGUCUAAUAGCGCGCAUGUUCGAGGCGAUGGCGGGCAACUUCACGUCGUCGCGCGACAUACACCUGUUCCUCAACGUGCUGAACGGCGCGCUCAUGCUGCACAGCGAGGACUCCCUCAUCCUGCGAUACGUUAUAGCCACAUAUGUUAACGCCGCUUUUAACUUUAAAAAUAUAUUUUCUACUAAUGGAUAUCUUCUUAUAAUGCCAACACUUCUACAAAUAUAUUCAAAUUUCCAAACAAACAAACUAGUUACGACCACAAUAGAGUAUGCUGUGAAACAGUUCUACUUGCUCAAUAGGAAACCUUUCAUAUUACAAAUGUUUGGUUCCGUAUCCGCCAUUCUGGAUACUGACGAAGAAGCUGCAUUUGGAGAUGCCAGCAAGGUGCAAUCUAGCUGCUUAUUCAAUCUGUUACUAAGUCUCGAGACGCCCUCCCCCGAUCCUCUCCACAUAGCAGAACUCAUAAAGGAGGAAAAGCCAUUGAAACCUAUAGAUUUUUGCUAUAGAGACGAGGAUGAGAUGGUGAAUGUAUUGGAUUGUAUCAGUUUGUGUGUGAUGGUGGUGUCAUAUUCUGCGGAGAGUAUGCGAGGAUAUCAAAUGCUGAUUAUAUUGGAGGCUAUAUUACCAUGCUACGUUAAACAAAUACAACUACCCACGUACAAUAGAGAAGGGAAAACGGAGAAGGAAAUAAUUCAACAACUAGCUAUAGCUAUCAAGACUUUGGUUAACAAUUGUGAAGGUUUAUCAAAGUCGUACAACGGGCCGUACCGCACGACGCCGGAGCACAAGGGGUCGUCGCAGCGCGGCUGCGCGCGCGCCGCGCCCUUCCUCGCGCUCGACCUGCUGGACGACGAGUCGCACUCGCGCUACGUCAGCGACCACUCGCGCCUGCCGCCCGCGCCCGACGCCGCCGACACGGAGGACUCGGAGCUGGUACGCGCGGAGUACCGGCGUCCGCGCGAUGUGCUGCUGUCGCUAGUGGGGGAGUUCAUCGGGCGCGCCACCACGCGCCUUCUGGAGCUCAACGGGUCGAAGGGCAGCGGCGGGUCUGAAGGCAAGCCGGUCGAACUGUUGGAUUCUAAGUCCCAUGCGCGUUUAGCCGAAAUAGCCCACUCCCUAUUAAAAGUAUCGCCCUACGACCCGGAGUCGAUGGGAUGCCGCGGCCUCCAGAGGUACAUGACGCUAGUGCUGCCGGCAGCUGAUUGGGCUGACGAUGCCUUGAGACCGGCUUUGAAUAUGAUAUUAAGAAGACUGGACAAAGUAUUCUUGAAAAUCGCUAAGAAACCUAGUAUACGGAGAAAUACAGAUUGGGAUUCCGCUGCAGUUUUAUUAAAGGGUGUGUAUGAAACAAUGAUCCGGUGCCCCUACAUCAUGCACUGGCAACAAGUGAAAACAGUUUUAAAUACUGUACAGGCGUUGAUAGUGUCGGAUUGCAGUGUAGGUGAGAACUUGUCGUCGGCAACGGCAGCGUUGAUGUCGCAACCGCCCCCGCCUCACUUCUGCAGCACCGUCGUCAGGCUCAUUGCCUUACAAGUCAUUAAUACUGGAGAUAGCUAUUCCCUUGAGCAAAUGUGUGGUGGAAGUGCCAUAUUUCCUACGGCUGAAAAAACAGAAAAUAUGCUUAUGAAUUUGUUUAUGCCACUAUGUUUGCGAGUCGGUAGCGGCAGGAAAGACGUGCCGCCGCUGCGGCAGUCGGACGUGUCGUACCUGGUGUCGGCGGUGGUGGGCGCGCUGUGCCCGCCCGCGCCCGCCGGCCAGGCCGCCGCCGCCAACGCCAAGCUCACGGGCGACGCGCGCGUCAACUCCCUCACCUUCACCGGCAGCCGCGACACCAGGAACACUACGCGCCUAUCGAACCAUUUGUAUAGGAUCGCGUUUUUGGCACUGAAGGUCCUGUGCGCGUGCUUCACGAGCGAGCUGUGCACGGAGUGGGGCCGCAUCGCGCGCGCCAUGCGCGAGCUGGGCCGCCGCAACGAGGCCGCGCACCACCUGUGGGACUUCCUCGAGCACGUCGUCACCUACCGCACGCCGCUCUACGUGCUGCUGCAGCCGUUUAUUGUGCACAAGCUGUCGCAGCCGCCCAUCGGCGACCACGAGCGCCACAUGCAGUUCGUGGUGCGCGAGCGCGUGCGCGGCCUGCGCCUGCCCGCGGCGCGCGCGCGCGGCGCGCUGCUGGCCGAGCUGGCGCGCGAGCUGCGCAACAUGCGGGACGCGCACGAUACUUACAAGUUUGAGCAAAUAGCGGAGAACCUGGGCGGCGGCGGCGGCAAGCGCGCGUCGGAGGCGGCGCCGCGCGACAAGCAGCAGCACCGGCCCUCGCUCAUCAGCAUGCUGGUGGGGCGCGCGCCGCGCACGCCCGACCACCCCGCGCCGCUCUCCGCGCCCAGGGAAUCACUGUCGAGCAGUUCUACAACAAGCCAGCCGGUGUUCGAUUUACUCUCCAACAAUAAUGGCCGCUACAGUGACAAUGCCAACACGAAUAUUAACACAAAAGCAAAUAUCGGUACAAUCAACAAUAAUUACGGGGUUGAUCAGAAAUCCACAGUCAGCACACCGCCAUAUGGAAAUAUCCAAACUAAAUUACGCUUUAUGUCAUCUGUUGAGUUCAAACUCACUACAGUUCCAGGAGAGCCCGCGACGCCGCUGUCGCCGGUGUCGGCGCAGUCGGCCGAGGACGAGCCCGAGGACGAGCGGCCGCGGCUGCAGCGCGCGCAAGGACCUUCCAAGAAGGCUUCCAAGUUUAGGCGCAGUCGCAAUGCUAAGCCUGAGGCAACCCACAUACGCCUGGAGUCGGACGAGUGCUCGUCGCCCGGCGGCGAGGGCACGCCGCGGCGCGCGCGCUCGCUGCACCCGCCCGCGCUGCUCACCGACACCUCGUACGACAGCGAGAUAUCGCAGACGUCCUCCACUUCGGGAUACAGAGAGAGCUACAGCCUGCAGGCGUCCAUGUCGGAGUCGCCGGGCGGGUCGGUGCGCGCGCGCAGCGAGUCCGCCACGCCGCACGUCUCCCCCGACGCAUCACUAAGCUGUGAAUCAGCGACGUCGUCGGCAGAACGUACGGCUCUACUGGGCGCGGCCAGCCAGCGCUCACUCCUACUGAGCAGCGAGCUGAGAGACGAAGACACGCUGCUA